CCUGGCGGGCGGGCGCGCGGGUGUGCGUGUGAGUGUGUGCGCGUGUGCCGGCGCCGACCUUGCGGAGGGGAUGCUGCGUGCGGGAGCCGCUUGCCACUUCGGCGGGUCCUGGCCGCACGGGCGGCGGGAGCUGCGGUCCUGCGAGUCCAGCAGCAUGUGGAUUAACUGAUGUCGGACAAAUACAUGGAGCCAGCCUUUUGUAACCUGCUCUUCCAGCAAUUUCUAAGAAGAAAAAGGAGCUCUUAAAUCUAAGAAAAUGCCUCGAACGAAGCAGAUUCAUCCCAGAAAUCUCCGAGAUAAAAUUGAAGAAGCACAAAAAGAGCUUAAUGGGGCAGAAGUUUCCAAAAAAGAAAUCCUAGAGGCUGGUGUUAAAGGAGCCUCUGAGUCUCUCAAAGGUGUGAAACGAAAAAAGGUUGUUGCUGAGAAUCACCUGAAAAAAAUACCAAAAUCCCCCUUGAGGAAUCCUCUUCAGACAAAACACAAGCAAAACACAGAAGAGUCAUCGCUCAGUGUUGUCCAGAAUGCAUCAGAGGCUCAUAAGAAACACAACUGUGUCCCUGCUAAAAAUGGGAAGCAAUGUACCAAGCAAAAUGGAGAAACACUUGGGAUGACUGCUGAGGCCUCGAAAUCUGAAGACUCGGUCUCCCCAAAGAAGGCCUCAUUUCCUCACCAUCGGUCAGAGCUGCGGAGAUGGAGGUCGGAAGGCUCAGACCCAGCUAGGCUCCGUGGUCCUGAUGGACAGCGGGACUCCAGCUCCUCACCUAGUAAAUCCAGGACUGACAAUAGUGAAUGUAGCUCCCCUUGCUGUAGCACCACGCCCCUCUCCUAUCCAAGUACUGCCUUCGAUGUCUUACUGAAAGCAAUGGAGCCAGAAUUGAGCACCUUGUCACAGAAGGGCUCGUCUUGUGCAAUUCAGACAGAAAAACUGAGACCAAAUAAAACUGUACGAUCCCCUUCUAAAUUAAAGAACAGUUCCCUGGACGCCCCAAAUCCUACUUCCCAAGAAAUGGUUGGCGAAUCACAGUGUUCUCCGUGUCCCUCAUACCCGGUACAUGUGGCCUCAGCUGAGAAGAGUGAGCCAGUGGCAGCCCAGUCUGUUUCUCACCUGUAUAACCCACACGACCACCUUGUUCCCAAACCUCGCCACCAGAAUCAGCAGCUUCCGGGACGUCUGGGCUUAACAGGCUCGCUGACAGAUCUGCACGCCCAUGAGAACACUAAACUUGAACCCGUCUAUAAUAUAGCAAUGACAUCAGCUGUAGGUCUCACUACUCCUUCCAGUAGAACUCAGGUUACUCCUCCACACCAGCAAAUGGAUUCCGUGUCCCCUUCGUCAGUGAGCCCCACCAGCUCCACGCAGUCACCCCCAGGGCCAGUUUACAGCUCAACCCACGUCACUUCUGCUGUCAGUCAGAGUGUGGAGCAAAUGUGCAAUCUUCUUCUGCGAGAUCAGAAGCCUAAAAAGCAAGGCAAAUACAUCUGUGAGUACUGCCAUAGGGCAUGCGCCAAGCCCAGUGUGCUGUUAAAGCACAUCCGCUCUCACACUGGUGAGCGGCCCUACCCCUGUGUGACCUGUGGGUUCUCAUUCAAGACUAAAAGUAAUCUAUAUAAGCACAAAAAAUCCCAUGCACACACUAUCAAACUGGGUCUCGUCUUACAGCCAGAGGCUGGUGGAUUGUUCCUGUCCCAGGAGUGCCCCAAAGCACUUAGUGUCCAUUCAGAUGCUGAAGACAGUGGUGAGAGUGAGGAGGAGGGGCCUGGAGGCGGGAGGCAGAAUGACCCUGGGGUCAUGGACCUACAACCUGUGCAAAUAAUGAAGACGAUAUCAAAUCCUGAAGCUUUACCCAAAUCUAUUUCAAGCAGUUCAGAUCAUGUGGUCAGUGGCUUCUCUUCACAGGACAGACCUUCGGAGUCACAAGCCCUGACAGAGUUACCCAAAGUUGUGGUCCACCCCGUAAGUGUUUCCACACUCAGAACUGACGGUCCGCAGGGGGCCAGUCCCAAGCCUGAACUUCCUAGCACACAGAAGCAGAAGGACCUUCAUGUUGCAAACGUACUGUCACAGCCAGCCGGUGUAUCUUCCCUAGAGACAGAUGAGAAGUUCCACCAGAAAGGGGAUGUGAUUCAGUCAGAAGGGAAGCAGGAGCCUCACGGUGGGACAGCACAUGCGCAGCUGCAGAGGCAGCAGGCCACAGACGACCCCCAGGAGCAGCAAGGAAAGCUGCUCCUGAGUCCACGGAGCUUAGGAAGCACAGAUUCUGGCUACUUCUCACGUUCUGAAAGUGCUGAUCAAGCUGUGAGUCCACCGACGCCAUUUGCCAGAACUUUUCCCGUUGUGGAUCCAGACCCAGCUAAGAACAGUGGACCUCCAGGGCCUCGAAUCAGCGCUCCAGCACCUACGGCUUCGGCCACUGUCGAGAAGUCAUCAGUUUUAGCAGGCCAGAUGCGCCCACCCUUGGCAAGCAAAACUCUGGAGGAAAGGAUUUCAAAGCUGAUCUCUGACAAUGAAGCCCUAGUCGAUGAUAAGCAACUGGAUAGUGUGAAACCCCGGAGAACCUCACUUUCCAGACGGGGAAGCAUUGACUCCCCCAAAUCAUACAUAUUUAAAGAUUCCUUCCAGUUUGACCUAAAACCAAUGGGUCGGAGAACAAGUUCCAGCUCUGAUAUACCAAAGUCCCCGUUCACCCCGACUGAGAAGUCAAAGCAGGUGUUCCUCUUGUCCGUUCCUUCCUUGGACUGCCUGCCUAUUACGAGGAGUAACUCCAUGCCAACCACAGGAUAUUCAGCAGUCCCUGCAAAUAUAAUCCCUCCCCCUCCUCCUCUAAGAGGAAGCCAGUCAUUUGAUGAUAAAAUUGGCACCUUUUAUGAUGAUGUUUUUGUGUCAGGACCCAACCCGUCCAUGCCCCCGAGCGGACAUCACCGUCCCCUGGUCAGACAGGCUGCAGUGGAAGACUCUUCAGCCAGUGAGAAUCACAUGCUGGGCUCUGGACAGUCUGUGGAUGAGAACUGUCAAGGAUGCCCAGCCACCAGUGAGCCCGGGCCAGUGCAGAGCAAAGCAGCCCAAGCCCCUCACCUGGAAAAGAAGAAGUCCCAUCAAGGACGUGGGACCAUGUUUGAGUGUGAAACCUGUCGAAACAGGUACCGGAAACUGGAGAAUUUCGAGAAUCAUAAGAAAUUUUACUGCUCGGAGUUACAUGGGCCCAAAACAAAGGUAGCCAUGAGAGAGCCGGAGCACGGCCCUGCGCCUGGUGGGACACAACCCCAAGUUCUCCACUACAGAGUUGCUGCUCCCACGGGUGUGUGGGAGCAGACACCCCAGAUAAGGAAGAGGAGGAAAAUGAAAAGCGUAGGCGAUGAUGAGGACCUGCAGCCCCGCGAAAGCAGGACAUCUCCAGAAAGCGCUGAAGUCCUUCAGCUGCGGCCUGCCCCGGGCUCUGCUCCCAGCCCAUCCAAACACGCCACUGCCACAGCAGGUGACCAGGCACACAGGGGCGUCCAGCUGCAGAGCUCUCCUGUUCAGCUUGUGGCCAGAGUCCCCGAGCAGGCCCUGCACCUAAAGCAGUGCCCUGUGGUUGAACAGCAGCCCAAUUCUGCAGCUCAGGACAAGAUGGAGGUGAAGAGGCAAGGGGGUGGCAUCUCUGUCAUCCAGCACACCAACUCCCUGAGCAGGCCUAGUUCAUUCGACAAGCUGGAUCCCCUGGAAGGAGGCACCACCUUUUCCUUACAGGAGCUAGGCAGAACCGGGAUGCCUGGGGCUCUGAAAGUGAUAGGGAUCUCCCCAGAGGAAGGCCACCCAUCUCGGGAUGUCACACAUCACACAGCACUGUCACAUGCUCUUAGAGGAGAGCCACGGGAAAGUUCUAGAAAGAUUCUAAGUGAGCGGUAUGUGUUAGGGCAGCCUUUGAGACUGGUCCGGCAGCACAACAUCCAGGUCCCAGAAAUUCUGGUCACCGAAGAGCCAGACCGGGACCUGGAAGCCCAGGGCCAUGACGAAGAAAAGUCAGAGAGGUUCAGUUGGCCUCAGCGCAGUGAAACCUUAUCAAAGCUGCCAACAGAGAAGCUGCCACCCAAAAAGAAAAGGCUCCGGCUGGCUGAGAUAGAGCAUUCUUCAACCGAGUCAAGCUUCGAUUCCACUCUCUCCCGGAGUCUCAGCAGAGAAAGUAGCUUAUCCCAUGCAUCCAGCUUCUCGGCCUCCUUAGACAUAGAAGAUGUUUCUAAAGCAGAGGUACCCCCCAAAAUCGAUUUUCCAAAUAAAGCAGAGUUCCUUUUGAUUCCACUGGGCUCGAACACACUGAGUGUCCCUGGAAGUCACCGGGAAAUGAGGCGUGCUGCAUCAGAGCAGAUCAGUUGCAUGCCCACGUUGAUGGAGGUCUCUGAUUUCAGAAGUAAGUCAUUUGACUGUGGGAGCAUUACUUCUUCUCAGGCAUCGGCGGCAGCAUUUGUUGAAUCACAGCCCUCCAACUCCCCAUCUGGUGUUGGAGGCACCGGACAUGUGCCCCUUUUGGAAAGGAGGCGGGGUCCCCUGAUCCGGCAGAUAUCUUUAAACAUAGCUUCUGAUAGUCACCUGUCUCCUGUUAGUGCAUCAUCUUUCCAAAAUACUGCUCUUCCAAGUGUGAAUGCAGUGCCGUUUCAGGGUCCGAGGCUUCCCGAUGUGUCUUCCGCUGAGCUUCCUGCACAUUCUGUGCACUCCCAGGCCCUGGUUAAGGAUCUUCAGCCAGAAAUGUCAAGUUCUAGCUCUACCAACACCUUUCCUCCUCAACAGCUUUUUGGUGUCCAUUUAUUAAAUAAAACUCAUGCACCCCUUAGUCACCAAAACACAGCACUGUCUCUGCCAGCAUCUGCACAGGGCGGCAAACCAGGUGCGCAUCCCAACGUGUGUGUGUCUUCUACAGGCGAGGGUAGCUUUGCUCCUAAGUACCAGCUUCAGUGUCAAGCAUUCACUUCUGGCCAGGGUUGCUCUUCUCUCUCUCCUUUGCAUUCUAAUCAAGUUCUUCCAGAUCAAACCGGAGCAGAUCCGGGGGUAGCUUCAGUAGCACUGUCAGCCAAACUAGUCGAUCCUGUAUCUAAACCCUGUUCUCUGCCAUCACUGGAGCUCAGGCCACCAAACGAUCAGGUGCAGAAGGGACCGCCAUCCUUCAUGCUGCCAGUGCCCCAACAGAGUAAUGUUCCUAUGUACUGUUUUGCCACUGUCACAUCUCUGCCACAAAUCUUAGUAACCCAUGAUCUGUCCAACAUGCCAAUUUGCCAAGCUAAUGAAAGUAUAGUGCCAGUCAACGAAGAACAAAAUUCCAUGCCAAAAUCACAGAACCAUCUCCAAAGUGCAUUGCCAACAGCAGAGAAAGAUCUUGCAUGCAAGAAUGUUCUUCCAGAGAUGGGCCAAAACACAUCCGUUUCAGAAUCCUUGACCACAGUUCAGAAGACGUCUGUUGGUAGACUCUCCCCACAACAAGAAUCCUCAGCCUCAAGUAAAAGGAUGCUUUCCCCAGCAAACAGUUUAGACAUUGCCAUGGAAAAGCAUCAGAAGCGGGCCAAAGAUGAGAAUGGAGCAGUUUGCAGCGCCAACAUUAGACCCUUGGAGCUGCCGAGUUCCGGAGCUGGUGAGGGCACUAAGCAGAAGAAGCCGGUCCUGGUCAGGCAGCUGUGUACCAUGGAGCCCCUUGAAGGAGGGCCACUAGAGCAGGACGCGUUUUCUGCACCUGAAGGGAGCUGCGAGACUGCCAGUUUGACACAGGAGGAUUUGUCAUCAGGACCCUCUACGUUUGUAGUCACAGACCGUGUCAUUGAACUGCAGGAGGUUAAAAAUACCAAGUCAUCCACAUCGCUGACUCCUACAGUGCAAAAUUCGCCUGUCCCUUUGGAAAGUGCCUGUGUUUUGCCUUUGAAAUCUAUGGACAACAACCAGGAAAAGGAGUCAGCAGGGCUUAAACAUCAAGAGAACAAAGCCGACACCCAAGGGCAGAGUCAGCUUUCAAUCCCUGGUCUUUCAUUGUUAAGCAGUUCAGACACUCAGCCAUCAUUCCCCAGCCUCAAGACUGCAACCAGCUUUACAUGGUGUUACCUGUUAAGACAGAAGUCAUUGCCCUUGUCUCAGAGUAGCCAGAAAACUUCAGCCUACACUGGAUGGACAGUGAGCUCCAGUAACCCCAAUCCACUUGGUUUGCCUACAAAAGUUGCUCUUUCUCUUCUUAAUUCUAAACAGAAGACUGGAAAGUCACUGUAUUGCCAAGCAAUAACCACCCAUUCAAAAUCAGAUUUAGUGGUCUAUUCAAGCAAGUGGAAAAACAACUUAAGCAAGAGAGCAAUAGGUAAUCACAAGUCCUCAGUAGUUGAAUUCAGCAAUAAAGAUGACUCUGAAAUUAACAGUGAGCAAGAUAAAGAAAAUUCCUUAAUCAAAAGUGAACCAAGAAGAAUUAAAAUAUUUGAUGGAGGAUACAAGUCAAAUGAGGAUUAUGUGUACGUCCGAGGCAGGGGACGAGGAAAGUACAUUUGUGAAGAAUGUGGAAUCCGUUGUAAGAAACCUAGCAUGUUAAAGAAACACAUACGAACCCACACAGAUGUCCGCCCCUACCAUUGCACAUACUGUAACUUCUCCUUCAAGACGAAAGGAAAUCUGACAAAACACAUGAAGUCCAAGGCACAUAGCAAGAAGUGUGUGGAUUUAGGCAUCUCGGUGGGUUUAAUAGAUGAGCAAGACACAGAAGAAUCAGAUGAAAAGCAAAGAUUCGGUUAUGAGCGGUCUGGAUAUGAUCUUGAAGAAUCAGAUGGCCCCGAUGAGGAUGAUAAUGACAAUGAAGAGGAUGAUGAGGACAGCCAGGCAGAGUCUGGCCUCUCAGCAGCACCCUCAGUCACAGCCAGCCCACAGCAUCUUCCAUCCAGAAGUGGCCUUCAGGAUCCUGGGAGUGUAGAAGAGGACCUUAGGGUUCCCAGUUGCUUCUCAGGGGCACACACAGACCCCAUGGACAUUCUGCCUAGAGCGUUACUCACUAAGAUGACUGUCCUCAGCACAGUACAGAUUGAUCCCAACAGGACAGAUUUACCAGCAAAGGCCACGCAGCAUACUGCAAAAGAUGAGCAUGAAAUAGUUCCUCAUGUAGACACUUCCAGGUCCCCAGAGGUUACCCCCAGGUCUCCUGGCCAUCAGAUGUCUGUGGAUUACCCUGAAUCUGAUGUUCUGAAAAGUCCUACAGCUGCAAAGACUGUUGCUUCAAUACAGGAUUCACCAUCUGUAAGACUUCCGCCUGCUGUAGCCCAGCUCAACCCUCAGCCAGCAGCCAGGAUUCCUUCCUCAGUCUCACCUCACCCCGACAGUCAAGAACCGAAGCAGCAAAUAACCUUGCAUCCGCCUCCAGGCUUGCCUUCCUCUCAGACGCAUUUGUUCAGCCACCUCCCCUUGCAUUCCCAGCAGCAAUCAAGGACCCCAUACAACAUGGUUCCUGUUGGCGGUAUUCAUGUGGUGCCUGCCGGCCUCACAUACUCCACUUUUGUACCCAUUCAGGCCGGGCCAAUGCAGCUUACCAUCCCUGCUGUGAGUGUCAUUCACAGAACCAUGGGUACCCCUGGGGAUACCAUCACGGAAGUUUCUGGCACUACUAGUCGCCCCACCGGAGUGGCUGAAUUGAGCAGUGUUGUGCCAUGCAUUCCCAUCGGCCAAAUCCAUGUGCCAGGCCUGCAGAACCUAAGUCCCCCAGCCUUGCAGUCGCUCACGUCCCUGGGUAUGGAAACGGUCAAUAUCGUGGGCCUGGCCAACGCCACCGUGGGCCCGCAGGUGCACCCCCCAGGCCUGGCCCUCAAUGCAGUGGGGCUCCAGGUUCUGGCUAAUGCGCCUGCCCAGAGCAGCCCCGCCCCACAGGCACACAUUCCAGGUCUCCAGAUCCUCAACAUCGCCUUGCCCACCCUGAUCCCCUCGGUCGGCCCAGUGGCUGUGGGCAGCGCGGGGACCCCUGAGACUGCGGCUUCCAACAGCAAAGCGCCCGAGCUGCAGACGCCCGCAGGCCAGGGACACAGCGCCGAGCCACCUCAGGGGUCACCCGAAGGCCCUCAGGAAACCCCCAAAACAGUGCCCGGCCCCUCGGCAGACCACGCAAAGCCUGAAGGCCCAAACAAAAUGGACACCACCAAGAAGGCGGUCUCAGUGAGUCACGUGUUGCCCGGGCGCUCCUCUGCGCAGGCGCAGCCGACACCCACGCCGGAAGCUAUACAGAAGGCCCCAACUUCAGGCUCUCCAUCGCUCCCCUCAGACAGACCAGCUCUCAGACCCCCAGGGCCCCACAGGCAACCCAUCGUGCACUUCAGCGACGUGAGCAGUGAUGAUGACGAGGACAGGCUUGUCAUAGCAACCUAGUGGUUUAUUUUUUAUUGAUUUUUUUUAAUAACAGGUUUUUUUGAAAACCCUUUCCUUAAAGCACAUUUUUUCUGACAUAAACUCAUGACUAAUCUUUGUGCAAUCAUGAACUUUUGACCAAUAAUUGUUGUUUUGUGUCAACUCCAGCCAUUUUUGUACAUGUUGUAUAGACAAUUGUGCCUUUUAGGAGUUUUAUGUUUAGAAUCUGUACAGAUGGUUGAAUGUCUAUAUACAUACAAAUAUGUUAUAUAUGUAUAUGAAAACCAGGUAGUUGUGUUUAGUAGAAACCUGUCAAAUAAAUCAGAUGAUUAAAUUAUAUGUUGCACUGUUAAAUAUAAAUUUUUAUGGCUGUGGGGCAGUUUCUGUGUAUAAAUUAGUAUGUAAACCCCAUAUUUAUUGUAUUCAUAUUAGUCUUUGCAAAUGGAUCUGUCAUUGUGUAAGACAGUAACUGUACACUUCAGGCAGAUUUUCUGUGUUACGAACUGUUUCAGUAAAAUACUGUUUACCGAC
This is a messenger RNA of Peromyscus californicus insignis, 8851 nucleotides long. It is a transcript of the gene Hivep1, whose product is annotated as HIVEP zinc finger 1. The coding region runs from base 257 to 8341 and encodes 2694 amino acids. Lineage: Eukaryota; Metazoa; Chordata; Mammalia; Rodentia; Cricetidae. The record is from RefSeq and is a predicted model, not a curated record. Gene Ontology annotation, cellular component: nucleus. Gene Ontology annotation, molecular function: RNA polymerase II cis-regulatory region sequence-specific DNA binding; DNA-binding transcription factor activity, RNA polymerase II-specific. The transcript is spliced from 9 exons. Gene Ontology annotation, biological process: regulation of transcription by RNA polymerase II.